AUGAACAAUCGCUACGCAGUAAUUACCGGGGGCUCAUCCGGACUUGGAUUUGAGCUUGCCAAACUUUUUGCAGCUGAUGGUUACGACCUACUGAUAGGAGGGGUAAGCGACCGUGUGUUCGAAGCGGUAGAGCAACUGGAGCACUACGGGACAACAGUUGUUGGUGUCAAGGCUGAUUUGUCCACUGAAGAAGGUGUGGCAACUUUUCUGGCCAAGGCUAAUGAGAAGGGGCGGCCAAUAGACGAUGCGGUUCUCAACGCAGGCAUAUCACUUGGAGGUGGUUUUCUGGACAUUCCUCUGGAUAAACAGUUGAGCCUGUUGAAUCUUAAUGUUACAUCGCUCGUGAAGAUAGCCUACAACGUAAUUCCUGGCAUGGUCGAAAAAGGCUCUGGCAGGGUCCUAUUGAUGAGUUCUUUGUCAGCAACUACUCCUACUCCCUAUGAAUCGAUAUAUGGCCCUACAAAAGCAUUCAUAUCUUCCUUUGGACAUGGGCUGAGGGAAGAGCUUAUUGGCACGGGGGUCCAAAUUACGUUGUUCCACCCUGGAGCAACUGCAACAACGUUCCAUGCUAGAGCAGGUAUGAACUCCAACAUCUUCAGUGACAAUAGUUGGAAAAAUGACCCAGCCCUCGUCGCACAACAAGGGUAUCAAGGACUUCUACGCGGUCAGACCAGCGUGGUGGGCAGUGACGCUGCUACUCAUCGUGCUUGGAAUGAUAAUCAUAUUUUACCGGAAGAAGAGAAGGCGCGCAGAUUUGCAGAAGCCUCGAGACCUUCCAAUUGA
Lachancea dasiensis is the source of this 783-nucleotide messenger RNA. Lineage: Eukaryota; Fungi; Ascomycota; Saccharomycetes; Saccharomycetales; Saccharomycetaceae. The record is from the annotation of a GenBank genome assembly.